AUGGUGCCUCUGCACUGGUGUAUGCUGUGGCUGCUGUUACCACUCAGCUCAAGGACCCAGAAGUUACCCACGCGAGAUGAGGAGCUCUUUCAGAUGCAAAUUCGGGACAAGGCCUUUUUUCAUGAUUCAUCAGUAAUUCCCGAUGGAGCUGAAAUUAGCAGUUAUCUCUUUAGAGACACACCUAAAAGGUAUUUCUUUGUGGUUGAAGAAGACAACACUCCAUUGUCAGUCACGGUGACUCCCUGCGAUGCGCCCUUAGAGUGGAAGCUGAGCCUCCAGGAGCUGCCAGAGGAGGCGAGCGGGGAAGGCUCAGGGGAUCCAGAACCCCUGGACCAGCAGAAGCAGCAGAUCAUCAGUGAGGAAGGCACAGAGUUAUUCUCCUACAAAGGCAAUGACGUGGAGUAUUUCAUAUCUUCUAGUUCUCCAUCUGGUUUAUAUCAGUUGGAGCUUCUUUCCACAGAGAAAGACACACAUUUCAAAGUAUAUGCCACCACAACUCCAGAGUCUGACCAGCCCUACCCUGAAUUACCUUAUGACCCAAGAGUCGACGUUACCUCCCUGGGACGCACCACGGUCACUUUGGCUUGGAAACCAAGCCCCACAGCCUCUCUGCUGAAACAACCCAUUCAUUACUGUGUGGUCAUCAACAAAGAGCACAAUUUCAAAAGUCUCUGCGCAGUGGAAGCGAAGUUGAGUGCGGAUGACGCUUUCAUGAUGGCACCAAAACCCGGUCUGGACUUCAGCCCUUUCGACUUUGCCCACUUCGGAUUUGCUUCGGAGAACUCGGGUAAAGAACGCAGCUUCCUGACAAAGCCUUCUCCAAAACUGGGGCGGCAUGCGUACUUGAGGCCCAAGGUUGACAUUCAGAAAAUCUGCAUAGGAAACAAGAACAUCUUCACCAUCUCGGAUCUGAAACCCGACACGCAGUACUACUUUGACGUCUUCGUGGCCAACCGCAUCAGCAACAUGAGUACUGCUUACGUGGGCACCUUUGCCAGGACAAAGGAAGAAGCCAAACAGAAGAUGGUUGAGCUGAAAGAUGGGAAAGUUACAGAUGUGUUUGUUAAAAGGAAGGGGGCAAAGUUACUACGGUUUGCUCCGGUCUCGUCUCACCAAAAAGUCACCUUCUUCAUUCACUCUUGUCUGGACGCUGUCCAGAUUCAAGUGAGAAGAGAUGGGAAACUUCUUCUGUCUCAGAAUGUGGAAGGCAUUCGGCAGUUUCAGCUGAGAGGAAAACCUAAAGCCAAAUAUCUCAUUCGACUGAAAGGAAACAAGAAGGGAGCAUCUGUGUUGAAAAUACUUGCUACCACCAGGCCCAGUAAGCAAGCAUUUCCCUCUCUUCCCGAAGACACACGCAUCAAAGCCUUCGACAAGCUCCGUACCUGUUCUUCGGCCACUGUGGCUUGGCUCGGCACUCAGGAAAGAAACAAGUUUUGCAUUUACAGAAAGGAAGUGGAUGAUAACUACAGUGAGGACCAGAAGAAAAGAGAGCAAAACCAAUGCCUUGGACCAGAUACGAGGAAGAAAUCAGAGAAAGUCCUCUGUAAAUAUUUCCACAGUCAAAACCUGCAAAAAGCAGUGACCACAGAAACAAUUAGAGGUCUCCAGCCUGGAAAAUCUUAUCUGCUGGAUGUUUAUGUCACAGGACAUGGGGGGCACUCUGUGAAGUAUCAGAGUAAAGUCGUGAAAACCAGGAAGUUCUGUUAGUUACCUUCUAUAGAGAUACAUCACGUAGAACUCCAGCAGAGACGUUAAAUCACUUUAAGUAUAAACUGACUACUCCCACAGCUGAGAGAAGUUGUGACCUGUACUUGUACUAUGGAAGGAAGGAUAUCAGCUGGUGUAUAUUGGUGUUUACAUAAGUAAUUGUUGGAGGAGACUUGGUCUAGUGUGCCCCAGCGGUACCUAGUGUGCAUCUGAUGUCCGCUGAUGUCAGAGAGAAAGGACAUCUUGAAGGAACUGCCAUCCCUUGCUUUGACCACUGCAUGAACUGCUUCUAAAUUAUUUUAUUACCUAAAAAUUUAAAAUAUGCCAUUCAUUGCACACAUCCACAAAUGCAAAUCAUUCCUCUCAAUAGAUGCUAGGAUAUAUAUAAAUUAUUGUAUAAAGUCUUGUUUUAAAUGUCAGUGUUUCUAUGAUUGUAAACUAUUAAAUUCUUUUCCUGUUAAAGUACAGAUCUAAUCUAAGUGGACAGCCCUUUAGUCAGUUCUAUUGCUAUUGUAAAUUCUUAUCUGUUGAGUAAAAUGUUUAAAUACUGUAUGUAUCUCAUGUACAAAGUUGACAUACAUUAUAUUCAUGUAUAUAAAAUUAAAGAUAUUAGAUUAUAUACUGUUCAUUUUCCCAAGCAGC
Hippopotamus amphibius kiboko is the source of this 2349-nucleotide messenger RNA. RefSeq names its product neuron derived neurotrophic factor (gene NDNF). Gene Ontology annotation, biological process: extracellular matrix organization. Gene Ontology annotation, molecular function: protein binding. Lineage: Eukaryota; Metazoa; Chordata; Mammalia; Artiodactyla; Hippopotamidae. The record is from RefSeq and is a predicted model, not a curated record. The coding region runs from base 1 to 1707 and encodes 568 amino acids. The transcript has 3 exons.